CAGUGCGUGCGGCCGUGUCCAUGGAGAGAGGGUGAGCAGUUUGAUCUCCUGCCGGAGGCACCAGAGCCGCGAAGAUGUCGGCUUCAUUAGUCCGAGCCACUGUCCGGGCUGUGAGCAAGAGGAAACUGCAGGCCACCCGGGCCGCCCUCACCCUGACACCUUCAGCAGUACACAAGAUUAAACAGCUUCUUAAAGAUAAGCCUGAACAUGUAGGUUUGAAAGUUGGUGUUCGAACCAGGGGUUGCAAUGGCCUUUCCUACACUUUAGAAUAUACAAAAACAAAAGGAGAUUCUGAUGAAGAAGUAGUUCAAGACGGUGUCAAAGUGUUCAUCGAAAAGAAAGCACAGCUAACCCUUUUAGGAACAGAAAUGGACUAUGUAGAAGAUAAAUUAUCCAGUGAGUUUGUGUUCAAUAACCCAAACAUCAAAGGAACGUGUGGCUGUGGAGAGAGCUUUAAUAUCUGAAACCUCAGGACUCUGUUUCUGUGAGCUCCAGGGAUGCUCAUGGGAACCUUUGGCAGAGAAGGAAAUCACUGACUGUCACGAGCGUAGGUUCACAAUGUCUGUCUGCCUUGCAAGGAAAAUAAGAGUAUUGCAUUUGAAAAUGAAGCCAGUGUGUUGAAUUCAAGAAGAAGAGAUACUUGCAUUUUUAAGGGACAGAGAAUGAGAAGUCAUUGCUCUUUUUGGAUCAUUUUUCUGUUCUGUAAAGGAAAGCAAAAAAGAAAUCCUACCCUACAGUUAACUGUUGCAUCCUUUCUGUUAACCAGUUUCACCCGAGUUGCCUUCCUGCUAGGAUUUCGGGAAACCCAUUCUUGCUUUGUGUCCACACAUGAGGCCUUUCUUGAAUGACAUGAAAUGUGCAAACCCUUAGCAUUUCCUGACCAGUUUGGUGACCCUUAAGCGCUCUCCUGACUGCAGGUCCGAAUGUGACAAGGAAUUGUUUUCUACCCAAACUUGGCCCGGCCUUUUUACAUUUUUAUCAAAAAUUUCAUUGCUGAUGUCUUCAUUUGCUGCCAGUUAGAUGGAAGCAUUGGACAAAGACUUCCUAGAACUGUUGUGCAAAAUAGUUCUGGGUGCUGGUAUUGAAAGGAAAAAAACUUCACCUACCUGCUUUUUCAUCCAUUCCUCUCAUCACCAUUGGCUUCCUUGACCACAAAACCAAGGGCAGGGCAAGGUGGCCUUUAGGAGUUCUUUCAAUAGCAAAAACAAGCCCAGAAAGCCAAACCACGGGAUGCUGAGGGCUUGACUACCCUUCCUUGGAUUGAAAGUCCGGGCCAGAGCUCAACUCUCCCAGACAUCCCCUUGUAAGUGCCCUGUGCCCUGUGAUCUCAGGCAGGUAAGGUAGUUGAAUGGAUGGCCUGGCUGCUUUCUCUCAUCCACAUUUUUUAUAAAAUUUCUUAGUAAUUUUAUAUAGAUUGUAUUAAUUUUCUUUUAUUCUGAGUUGGAAGAAUCUUAUUGUAAAACCCAUUUAUGUGAAUUUUUGCCUUGCUUUUUAGAACUGUAAGCAAUGGUUUAUGCUAGCAAGUAAGACCUAGCAGUCCAGUUGGUUCUUUUGGAAUGUAUCAAUUAUUAUGAAGCAGAACAUGGAAUGCUUUCCAAAAUUUCUCAGCGUGCUUAAUAUCUGCUAUCUCUUAAACCCAGCUGCGAAAUUUCAAACCUAACAUUUUUAUUCCCAACUUUCUUUUAUGGUUUUCACUUAGUUCAUUUAGUUAUUAAUUUUCCUGGGUUUGGCAUAUAAUUGUGGUGUGAAUUGCCAAAUAUACUUUUUUAGAGCGUUGAUUCCGCUGAAUUGAAGUCAUGUUGUGAACCUUCAUGUUUGCUACUGUUCAUUCUAGUACCUGGCAUGGGUGCAGCAAACCUAGAGCUUUAUACGUUUGCUCGUGAGUUGGUUUCAUGAACGUAAUUGUUGGCCCACUUAAAAUUUGUGUAGUACCAUAUCAUUUUAUUGAGUUAACCAAUAAAAAAUGUGGCUUCUUGGUGAUCGUAAAA
This is a messenger RNA of Echinops telfairi (small Madagascar hedgehog), 1988 nucleotides long. RefSeq names its product iron-sulfur cluster assembly 1 (gene ISCA1). Gene Ontology annotation, biological process: iron-sulfur cluster assembly. Gene Ontology annotation, cellular component: mitochondrion; cytoplasm. The transcript is spliced from 4 exons. Bases 75 to 464 code for a protein of 129 amino acids. The record is from RefSeq and is a predicted model, not a curated record. Gene Ontology annotation, molecular function: 2 iron, 2 sulfur cluster binding. NCBI's taxonomy places the organism in Eukaryota, Metazoa, Chordata, Mammalia, Afrosoricida, Tenrecidae.